Molecule: messenger RNA, 756 nt
Organism: Phyllotreta striolata
Lineage: Eukaryota; Metazoa; Arthropoda; Insecta; Coleoptera; Chrysomelidae
Source: the annotation of a GenBank genome assembly
AUGUCUGAAAAACAUUUGGGAGAAGAUUCCGUGGAGCCUCCGAGGGUCGAAGGUCUCCUGAGGAUUUAUUCCAUGAAGUACUGCCCUUACGCCCAACGAUCUCUGCUUGUUUUAAAGGCAAAAAAAUUACCGCAUGAUGUUGUAAACAUUAACCUGAUGCAUAAACCGGACUGGUACCUAAAAAUGUAUCAAGAAGGCAAAGUACCAACACUCCUGGACGGCUCAAAAUUUAUCAUCGGCAGUCUUGAUAUCUGCGAGUACCUGGAAGUCGGCAGUCUUGAUAUCUGCGAGUAUCUGGAAGAAAAGUACCCCGAACCGCGGUUGUACCCUUCCGAUCCCGCAGCCAAAGAGAACGAUAAGAGAGUGAUCAAAAGCACAGAAGAGGCACAGAAUGUUUUCGGAAAGUGCAUCUACUCGAAUGAUAAAACGACACCACAAGAGUGGAGUAAACUAUUCAUGGACGCAUUGCAACCGAUUGAGAAGGAAUUGACCAGCCGAGGGACUCCAUUUUUCGCAGGAGAUUCUCCGGGAAUGGUUGAUUACAUGAUUUGGCCGUGGAUGGAACGCAGUGGAGUAUUGAAAUUAAAGUACGGUGAGAAAAUCAUCGUGGAGACCGAUAUACCGAAUGUGUGUAAAUGGAAAUUGAAGAUGCUAAACGAGCCCGUCUGUAAAGAUCUGUACGUUAGCGGAGAGGCCUUUUGGAAGCACUUUCAACCGAAAUUGGCCGGUAAAGAUCCGAUUUUCGAUCUAGUAUAA